Acanthamoeba castellanii str. Neff is the source of this 387-nucleotide messenger RNA. RefSeq lists its product as uncharacterized. NCBI's taxonomy places the organism in Eukaryota, Discosea, Longamoebia, Acanthamoebidae. The coding region runs from base 1 to 387 and encodes 128 amino acids. The transcript is spliced from 2 exons. The record is from RefSeq and is a predicted model, not a curated record.
AUGCAACACGCAGCACGCACGAUUCUGCCGCAGACGCCUCUCGCCACCUCUUUACCCAACCGGAUCGCGCUCUGCACGCACGACGGGGUCAAAAAGGUCAAGGUCUGUUUCGUGGGCGGCACCAUCACCUUGUGCGGGCGCCAAACCACACGAUUCGAUCGCGUGACCACUUCGGGCGACGGGUCGAGCCUGCAAGCGCACAGACGCAAUCCGGAAGGCAAGCUCUGCCAACCUCAGAAAGCGUCGGGCCACGCCAACUGCGAUUGGAAUGCGACCAAACUGAAGAACCUGCGCGCCAAAGAAUUCGAACCCUACACGGAGCCCGACACCACCAAGGAGCUCGUGCACGAAAAGCCCGGCGGCGAGAAUGUAUGGCAGGGCAUUUAG